Molecule: messenger RNA, 337 nt
Organism: Nannospalax galili (Upper Galilee mountains blind mole rat)
Lineage: Eukaryota; Metazoa; Chordata; Mammalia; Rodentia; Spalacidae
Exons: 2
Coding region: 2-337 (111 amino acids)
Source: RefSeq, a predicted model, not a curated record
CAUGCUAGAUCUGUACUGGAUCAUUUGUAACGAGAAGCCAAGGAGCGAACCCUUGUUUUCUCCGUAUGGAGAGGCCCUGCACAGGAUCCUGGGCUACAGUCAUGGAAUCAGCUACUUUCCAGAUCCACUCACUUAUGGUGCUGCUGCUCCCAUGUACCCUCAGCCUCCUCCUGGGUACUUCCCAACUCCUGUGAACUCCGUGGUACAGGAUCCUCAGGAAUUCCAGUGGCAGCCCUGUAACAUGAACCCUCCAUACCCACUUCCUGCCAUGGUCCCAGAAGACUCCAGCCCCGAGAAGCUAUGCUCAACCUCUUAUGACCAACUAGAUCCUCAAUGA